CUGUUCAAAUGGACGACAGCGACACUUAGAGGCCGCUCGGGUGAACUUAUCCUCAGCUGUUCCCCGCUUUCUACGUGUCUCCGGCUACGUUACGUCCAGCUCCCCCUGCUUCCCAUCCCGCACCAGCAACAGACGCUGUCCUGAGCGGCAGCUUGGCGCAGACAUGGGGGAAAUCGUGCUGCCGCGGCGCAUGUUCCUCUGGUGCAUGUCGCUCAUAUAUCUGGCUGCGUUUGUGUCUCUCUACGUGCAGAUCCCAGGUCUCUAUGGCAACGAAGGGCUGUUGCCCGCCCGCUGGCAGCUGCGGUACAGCGGUAAGGCCCUGGGGGAGCAGCUGCUGUCGUCUCCCACCCUGCUGUGGCUCGGCCCGCGCCUCGGCCUGGACACGCACACGGCCAUGGAGCUGCUGUGCCUGGCGGGAGCCGCGCUGAGCCUGGCCGCGGCGCUGGUGGAGCCUCUCCGAGACAGCGUGGUGUUCUUCUGCCUCUGGGCCUUGUACCUUUCCAUGUACCAGGUGGGACAGGUUUUCCUCUACUUCCAGUGGGACAACCUGCUGCUGGAGACAGGCUUCCUUUGUGUCCUCGUUGCUCCACUGACAUUAUUCAGGAGGUCCCAGCAGGUCAGAGAGCAUGAUCGUGUGACUUUCUGGCUGAUCCGCUGGCUGCUCUUCAGACUCAUGUUUGCCUCUGGUGUGGUCAAACUGACAUCGCGUUGUCCCACAUGGUGGGGUCUAACAGCUCUGACGUAUCACUAUGAGACUCAGUGUAUCCCCACUCCUCUGGCCUGGUUUGCUCACCAGUUGCCAGUGUGGUGGCAGAAGCUGAGUGUGGUGGGAGCCUUUGUCAUAGAGAUUCCAGUACCUCUACUGUUCUUCAGUCCACUUCGUAGACUGCGUCUUGGAUCUUUUUACCUGCAGCUUCUACUGCAGGUCCUGAUCAUUUUGUCUGGAAACUACAACUUCUUCAACCUGCUGACAAUCGUCCUUUGCCUGUCUCUGCUGGAUGAUGAGCACAUACACUUUUGGCUGCGCAAAGCAGAGAAGACUAAUAACCACGACUCUAAACUGUGGUCGUGGCUGUGUUACCUGCUGGAGCUCGCAGUCUGGUCCCUCCUGAUCUUUGGAACAGUAGUUUGCUUCGACCUGCAGCUGGACACCACAGCGUUUGCCAUCACUUCCAGGACAGCGUUCACAUACCACCAGUUCAACCAUUUUCUCAAAGCUGUCACAAUCCCCUGCGUCUGGAUCGGGGUUCUCUCUCUCACCUGGGAGGUCGUCACAGCCAUGUUCAGGUGUGCAUGUGUCUCUGGUUUCUUGAAGAGGUUCUGUGGAUCUGUCCAGUGGACUGUGUUUGCCGCCGCCGCUGCUGCAAUGUUCACUGUCAGUCUGGUGCCAUUCACCUACAUAGAGUAUGACUCCAACGCCAGGCUCUGGCCUGGAGUGCGUCGUGCUUAUGAGCUGGUGGAUCGCUACCAACUGGUCAACUCAUACGGCCUCUUCAGAAGGAUGACAGGGGUUGGUGGACGGCCAGAAGUUGUCAUUGAGGGAAGCUACGAUGGCGUCUCCUGGACGGAGAUUGAGUUUACGUAUAAGCCAGGGAACCUAAGUGCAGCUCCUCCUGUGCUGAGCCCACACCAGCCCAGGUUGGACUGGCAAAUGUGGUUUGCUGCGCUCGGACCUCAAACGCAGGCUCCAUGGUUUACAAGCCUCAUUUAUAAGCUCCUGCAGGGGAAGACUGAUGUGAUGGAGCUGAUCCAGACAGAUGUGUCCCGCUAUCCCUUCCACCAGCAGCCUCCCACUUACCUCCGAGCCCACCGUUACAGAUAUUGGUUUACCAAACUAAAAGCCGACGGUUCAUACCCACAGCGUUGGUGGAGGAGGAUCUAUGAUGAGGAGUUCUAUCCCACAGUCCACCUGGGCAACACCUUCCUGGAGAGCAUGCUGAACCAGUAUGGACUCAAGAUCAAUGACAAAUCGCCUCCACGACGCGUCUCCAAUACAAUCGUUGGCCAAGUAGUGAGGUGGGUGCGCUCUCAGGUCAGAGGUGUUCCCCCGCACACACUUAUCUGGACCAUCCUUGCCUGCACUGCCACCUUCUGUCUCCUCCGGGGAUUACGAAACAGCAAGAGUCACCCGGAGAGGUCCCCACUUGGUCAGAAGACUGUGACAGUAAGUGAUCAGACUAAAAAAACAACGGAAGACUCUUCAGAUCAUCCAGGGAAGUCAGAAGAACGACAGGCGGAGGAGGAAGAUGGAGAGGACAGUGAUGAUGAGGAGGAGGAAAGAGAGGACAAAGACACUGUUGGGGAUGAAGAAGAGUGUGAAGCCACAUCAAAUAGAGGAAGAUAAAUGUUAUCUCACAGAAACUGUCACCACGUACCUUAUUGGAAUGUUACCAAAGUGACCAAAGAAAUGAUUAUGUAUAUUUGUAUGUUGAUCAGUGAGUUGCAGAAACAUAAUUAGCCUUAGUUCACCUACGCCUUACUGCAGUGUGUUUUUACAGUAUACGUCGUUUGUCUACAUCAGAAUCUUCAUUAUGUGGAAGCUUUCCAGGUUUUGAAAUCUGUGCUGGUUGUGACUCGUAAAGCUGAACUCAAGGCUUUAAAAUAUCAAACUAGGUCUGUUCCGUACGCUGCAUCCAUGGAGUGUGCUGUGUAUUGUUUAUGUCACUGCGUUACUGUUUGUUUGUGGUUGCAUCUGUGUGUCAGCUUAUUUUGUUUUCUUUAAGUUUGUCUUUUGUUUUUGUCUUAUGGAAAAACCACAACCAGCCAUUGAUGAACUUUAUAAAAAUUACAGCUUUUAUAAUAUUAAAAUACAAUAAAAUAAAACAGUUUGA
Betta splendens (Siamese fighting fish) is the source of this 2831-nucleotide messenger RNA. RefSeq names its product lipase maturation factor 2a (gene lmf2a). The record is from RefSeq and is a predicted model, not a curated record. Bases 164 to 2344 code for a protein of 726 amino acids. Gene Ontology annotation, biological process: protein maturation. Gene Ontology annotation, cellular component: endoplasmic reticulum membrane. NCBI's taxonomy places the organism in Eukaryota, Metazoa, Chordata, Actinopteri, Anabantiformes, Osphronemidae. The transcript has 14 exons.